This is a messenger RNA of Dunckerocampus dactyliophorus (ringed pipefish), 1568 nucleotides long. RefSeq names its product ring finger protein 25 (gene rnf25). The record is from RefSeq and is a predicted model, not a curated record. Lineage: Eukaryota; Metazoa; Chordata; Actinopteri; Syngnathiformes; Syngnathidae. Gene Ontology annotation, cellular component: nucleus. Bases 32 to 1459 code for a protein of 475 amino acids. Gene Ontology annotation, biological process: protein ubiquitination. Gene Ontology annotation, molecular function: protein binding; ubiquitin protein ligase activity. The transcript has 9 exons.
CAAUAGAGGGCGCUCCCUCCGCAACGACGUCAUGUCAGGUUAUAGAAGAAGAACUAGCGGCGUUCUGUGGAAAACAAUCAUGGCGAUGGAGAGCGAUGUGCAGUGUGAGAUAGAAGUGCUGCAGUCCAUCUACUUGGAGGACCUGCAGGUCACCAGGACACAGGACAGGCGCUGGGAGGUCAGCCUGGUUCUGUAUCCGUCCACAGCCGAGGAUUCUGGCUCUCAGUUUGUCCGACUCACCUUGACGUUGACCCUGGAUGAGCAGUACCCGUGCUCGUCUCCACACAUCUCCAUCCACAACCCGCGAGGUCUGUCAGACGACAAGCUGAGCAGUGUGCACAAAUGUCUGCAGAUGGAGGCGGAGUCGUGUGUCGGCUCGCCCGUCUUGUAUCAGCUGAUUGAGGUCACGGGCUUACUGUUUACCACCUCAAACAGGAAGUGCAGGCAAAGCGGACUCACAUUUUAUUAUUUAUUCUGUGUCCCCCAGAAAGCAAAAGAAAUCCUGACUGACAGCAACAUUCCUCAUGGAAACUGUGUCAUCUGCCUCUACGGCUUCAAGGAGGGGGAGACGUUCACCAAGACCCGCUGCUAUCACUACUUCCACUCACACUGCCUGGGCCGCUACGCCAGCCACUCGGAAAAGGAGCUCCGCCUCCUAGAGAAGGAAAUGGCAGAGGACAAGACCGCAGCACGCCAUCAGGAGCUGACAGUGGUAUGUCCCGUGUGCCGCGAGCCUCUGGCCUACGACCUGGAUCAGCUGCUGGCCAGCACCGCCCCCCACCUGCCCGAGUUGGACGGCGCGGCCAUCGAGUCCAGCUUUCAACAGAAGUGGCGAGAGCUUCAGAAGGUUCUGGAGAGACAGCGGAGGAGAGGUGGCGUCAUCGACCCCGAGGUGGAAUCCAACCGUUUCCUCAUCCACAUCAACGAGGCGCCACUGUCACCCAUUGAUGUAGAAGCCGUCCAGCACCCCCCGCUACCCUCCACCUCGCAGCAGUGUCCUCCGCCAUCACAGCACUGUACUCCUGCACCGACACACUGCCGAGGCGCUCAGGCCCACAAGCGCCACAGUCAUGGCAGGGGUCAAAGGAGAGGCGGCGGGCCCAGACCGCAUCACGGUAGGGGUGCGCCCAUCACGGAACACCUGGACCGACUCCGUCUGUCCUCAUACGCCUCCGAGGGGCCACUGCGCGCCAACGCUGAGGAACGCACAGACGUGAAAGACACGUGUGAGGCAGUCCGCUCUGAACCAAACGCGAACCAUUUCACGCUUCUUCAGGCAGGAAGUGACAGCCUCAAGUGUGCUGCAGGGGGGCGGGCCCAGCGUGGAAGAAGAAGAGGACCCCACCCACAGCACUCUACCCGUGGGGACCCCCCUCAACACCACCACUGGGACCCCCGAGCUCCAAGAGGGGGGGCACCCCACCAGCAGAGGGUGGGGGGCAGAGAGGAGAGGCUAUGACCAAAGGCCACACCAGGUCAAGAGAACAUCCACAACACACACACUCUCAUUCAUUCAUUAAAUUUCUCUGGAAGCAUUAGUGUGGUUGUUUAUUUUCAUGUCCUGUCUG